UUUCAUGGAAUUGAAAUAAGCUUGCGCCAGCUGAAACGAGUGCUUAGGCGUCAGGGUCUUCGUAGAAGAAAGGAUCACAAUGACAUUAGCGAAAUUUUAAACGCGAUUGAAACUGAACUUGAAGGAAGUGGAAACAGUAUUGGUUAUCGUCGAAUGCACCAGCGAUUAAGAAUUGACUACGGUCAUGUUGUUCAGAAGGAGACCGUACAAGUUAUAAUUAAAGAAUUGGAUCCUGCUGGUGUACAGUCACUAUCAUCAAAGCGAUUACGGAGGAGAGAAUACCGUAGUAAAGGACCAAACUACAUCUGGCAUAUAGGUGGUUAAAAAAAAGCUCAAACCAUUUGGGUUUUGGACAUAUAGGACAUAUAGGGCUAUCGAUGGUUACAGCCAACGUAUUAUUUGGUCAGAAGUUGGUCGUACAAACAACAACCCAAAAAUAAUUUCUAACUAUUUCACAGACUAUAUUCGUCAAAUUGGAGGAGUCCCGAGGAUAUUGCGUGCAGAUGCGGAAACAGAAAAUGGGUAUGUCGCGGGAUUAAAACUGUUUCUAAGGUCAGAGUGCGAGAUGCAUUUUCAGGUGAUAAAAGUUUCUUGUACGGAAAGUCGGUAAGAAAUUAGAGGAUAGAAGCUUGGUGGUCUUCUCUGAAGAAAAGUGAUAUAAACCGGUGGAUCGACUUUUUUAAAGACAUGAGAGAUGAGAGUAUCUUUUACGAUCGUGACCCACUUCAUUUAGGAUGCUUAAGAUUCUGUUUCAUGCCUUUGAUUCAAGGAGAACUCAACAAAGUCGCCAUACACUGGAAUCUGCACAAGAUAAGACCUUCGCAUAAUGUAGAAUCCUCUUCUAGCCGACCAGAUUUACUCUAUUAUGUUCCUGCAUGGACAAAUGCUACAGAUUACCUGACAGAAGUGGACCUAGAUGACAUUAAAGUGAUUGAUGGUGUAUGCUGCGACAAAACAAGCCCCACAUAUUGUUUGGAGGAAUGCAUAGAAUUGAUUGACAUAAUUAUGCAAGAACAACAUUGGCAAGUGCCUUCAACUGCUCUAGAAGCCCGUAACCUUUUCGUGGAUCUAGUUUAUCUCAUCGACAACAGUUAG
Pocillopora meandrina is the source of this 1095-nucleotide messenger RNA. Lineage: Eukaryota; Metazoa; Cnidaria; Anthozoa; Scleractinia; Pocilloporidae. The record is from the annotation of a GenBank genome assembly.